Linnemannia hyalina is the source of this 3621-nucleotide messenger RNA. The record is from the annotation of a GenBank genome assembly. Lineage: Eukaryota; Fungi; Mortierellomycota; Mortierellomycetes; Mortierellales; Mortierellaceae.
AUGGCGUCCAAUGCCGUGCUAGUCAUCACCAAGCGCGUCUCGCCCACUGUCGACAUCCUCAAGGUCGCCCUCUCCCGUACCUCAAUCAACCCCACUCUCACCCAUCACUCCGCCGCAAGAACUCCCGCCUCUUGGUCCGCCUUUGACGGUCACCUUCGCCCUUUUUCUACCUCUAACAGCGCUGCUGCCCGCCUCCAAGAGGUGCGUCCCCGCAGUCUUCACAGUCUUGUUCACGCCACCCGGCCUGCUGCUCUUUUGAACAGUCGUCUUUCAACCCUCCAGGGCGGCAACUCUCUUGUUUCUUCCAGUGUCUUGCCUCUGUCACGUCGUGCCUUUUCGAGUUCUGCGCGCAUCCUCAAGGACAAGAGCGACGAUGGCAAGAGCGGAUCGGGUGGUGACGGCAAGGACUCGGGAUCUGGAUCGUCUUCCUCGUCUGGAUCUGGAUCCGGAUCUGAAGGCAAUAGUGCAGGAUCAGGAUCGAGUGGAUCGGGUAGUGGCAACGGCAACGGCAAGGGUGGCAACGAUCGCAAGGUCACAAAGUUCACAUUUGAUGUCGGAUCUGGAGGACCCUCAACCAACAUUCUCGAGAACGGCCUCUCCAAGCCUGCCAUUCCCGAGGUCUACCCCCAAGUCUUGACCCUCCCCAUCGGUCGCCGUCCUCUCUUCCCAGGGUUCUACAAGGCCGUCGUUAUCAAGAACCCUGCCGUCGCCAAUGCUAUCAAGGAGUUAAUGAAGCGUGGCCAGCCAUAUGUUGGUGCCUUCCUGCUCAAGGACGAGGACCUCGACAUCGAUACCGUCACAAGCAUGGACCAAAUUCACUCUGUCGGUGUAUUUGCUCAGAUCACAACCGUCUUCCCCGCAAGCGCAGGCAGCGACGAGGGCUCGAUCACAGCCGUGCUCUAUCCACAUAGGAGAAUCAAAAUCAAGGAGUUGUUGCCUCCCUUGAUCCUUCCCGACGGAUCCGAAGCUCCACGCGAAGGACUGCUCGUCAAAGAGGCUGGCGAAGGAGCCGCGGAGAAAUCUCAGCCUCUCACCAUUAAGGUUGCAGAUGCUCUUCCCGCUGCUACAAUCACGCCAGAGGUCACCUCAACCGUCGUCGACAAGCCAACUGGAGCAGAAGCAGGAGCCAUUGAUGGAACACCUGUCGAUGAGGCCGCUGCUGCCUCAGAUGCCUCAACGGAUCCUCAGCACUUGCCAACCGCCUUCUUGGCCAAGGAGUAUGCAGUCACCCUUUCGAAUGUCGAAAACAUGGUCGACGAGCCCUACAACCGUAAGAACCAGGUCAUCCGUGCCAUCACUUCCGAGAUUGUCGCCGUCUUCAAGGAUAUCGCCUCGCUGAACCCUCUCUUCCGUGAUCAGAUCGCCAACUUUUCGAUGUCACAGUCCGCCGGCAAUGUUUUUGAGGAGCCCGCCAAGCUUGCCGACUUUGCGACCGCUGUGUCCCAGGGCGAUCCCGAAGAGUUGCAGUCUGUCUUGGAGUCUCUCUCGAUCGAGGACAGGAUGCAGAAGGCUCUUUUGGUCCUCAAGAAGGAGUUGAUGAACGCUCAGCUUCAGAGCAAGAUCAGCAAGGAUGUUGAGAACAAGAUUGCUAAGCGUCAACGCGAGUACUACUUGAUGGAGCAGCUCAAGGGAAUCAAGAAGGAGCUGGGCAUCGAAUCCGACGGCAAGGACAAGCUGAUUGAGAAGUUCAGAGAGAAGGGUAUCAAGUUGGCUAUGCCUGAGCAAGUCAAGAAGGUUUUCGACGAGGAAAUCACCAAGCUCGAGCAUUUGGAGCCAGCGGCGUCCGAGUUCAACGUCACAAGGAACUACCUGGACUGGCUGACCAAUGUCCCAUGGGGCGUUCGCUCUCCCGAGAACUACGACAUCCGCCAUGCUGUUCGUGUCCUUGAUGAGGACCACUAUGGACUUAAGGAUGUCAAGGAUCGUAUUCUGGAGUUCAUUGCUGUGGGUCGUCUUCGCGGCACCGUUGAGGGCAAGAUCAUCUGUCUUGUCGGACCACCAGGUGUCGGAAAGACGUCGAUCGGUAAAUCGAUUGCGCGUGCAUUGGAUCGCGAAUUCUACAGAUUCAGUGUCGGAGGAUUGACGGACGUCGCCGAGAUCAAGGGUCAUCGUCGUACCUAUGUCGGAGCCAUGCCCGGAAAGGUCGUCCAGGCCCUCAAGCGUGUCCAGACCGAGAACCCACUCAUCUUGAUCGACGAGGUCGACAAGGUUGGACGUGGACAUCAAGGAGAUCCUGCCUCUGCUCUUCUAGAGCUGUUGGAUCCUGAGCAGAACAGCUCGUUCUUGGAUCACUACAUGGAUGUGCCAAUCGAUCUCUCCAAGGUCCUGUUUGUCUGCACAGCCAACGUUCUCGACACCAUUCCCGGUCCCCUUCUGGAUCGUAUGGAGGUGAUCCAGCUCUCAGGAUACAUCUCUGACGAGAAGAUUGCCAUUGCUUCGCGCUACUUGGCCCCCACUGCCAAGGAGGCAGCAGGUCUGGAGGGCGCCAAUGUCACGCUCCACGACGAUGCCAUUGAGGCCCUGAUCAAGAACUACUGCAGGGAGUCUGGUGUCCGCAACUUGAAGAAGCAGAUCGACAAGGUUUUCCGCAAGGCCGCGUUCAAGAUUGUCCAGGAGAUGCCCGAGAUCGAGCGUGCGGAGCCCAAGAGGAAGGAGGCCGAUUCCAUCGACGGUGACUUCAAGCCUUUGGCAGGAAUUGUGAAGGAUACUCCUGACGAGACCUUGUUGGACGAUACCGAUGUCUUGAAGCAGCAAGAGGGCGAGAAGAAGGAAGACAAGAAGACCAAGCCCGAGGUCUCGUCUAAUGUUAAGGUUGAUAUCACUGCCGAUAACCUGAAGGACUAUGUUGGACCGGCUGUCUUCCAGGCCGACCGACUUUACGAUGCUACUCCUGCUGGAGUGGUGAUGGGUCUUGCCUGGACGUCGAUGGGAGGAUCUGCUCUCUAUAUCGAGUCGUGCUUGGACGGUGGCCUCACUGAAAAGUCGCGCCCCAACUUCUUGAGGACCGGACAGAUGGGUGAUGUGAUGAAGGAGUCGACAUCGAUCGCAUACACGUUUGCCAAGAACCUGGUUGGUCGUCGCUUCCCCGAAAACCGUUUCUUCAACAAGGCGGCGAUCCAUCUCCAUGUCCCUGAGGGCGCUACCCCUAAGGACGGACCCUCUGCAGGUAUUACGAUGACGACGUCGUUGCUGUCCCUCGCUCUCAACAAGCCCUUGGAUCCUACAAUUGCGAUGACGGGAGAGUUGACGCUAACGGGCAAGGUGCUCAAGAUUGGUGGGUUGAAGGAGAAGACGAUUGCGGCCAAGCGGUCUGGUGUCAAGACGUUGAUCUUCCCUCAGGCCAACUUGCCCGACUGGGAAGAGCUCCCUGCGAAUGUCAAGGAGGGCGUGACGGGCGUCCCUGCGGCGUGGUACGAGGAUGUUUACAAGGUUGUCUUUGGUGAUUCUGUGUCGGAGAAUGAGGGUAACAACGUCUGGCGUAAGGAGUUGCCUGGUGGGGAUGACACCGAGGAUGAGACCGAUAACCGUGAGCCAAGAAGGAAUGAGGUCCGGGAGAAAAAAUCUAAGCAGGAUGGAGGAGAUGGACCAGGCAUGGACUGGAACAACAAAUUGAGGUGGUAA